This is a messenger RNA of Dermatophagoides pteronyssinus (European house dust mite), 492 nucleotides long. RefSeq names its product cell adhesion molecule Dscam1-like. Gene Ontology annotation, molecular function: protein binding. Gene Ontology annotation, cellular component: synapse. Gene Ontology annotation, biological process: homophilic cell-cell adhesion; synapse assembly. The record is from RefSeq and is a predicted model, not a curated record. Lineage: Eukaryota; Metazoa; Arthropoda; Arachnida; Sarcoptiformes; Pyroglyphidae.
AUGUCAUCGAUUGUAUUUAAACAUCUAAGUUCGAAUGAUACCGGUAGCUAUAUUUGUAUUGCUAAAAAUGUUUAUGGUUCGGAUUCAAUUCAAACAAAACUUGUCGUGCAAGAUGCACCUCAAAUUUCUAAAUCAUUUACAAAAGAAUUAAGUCAAUCCGAAGGUUCUGUAUUGAAUAUUCCUUGUUCGGUUAUUAGUGGUUCGACGCCAUUUUCUUUUAAAUGGUUAAAAGAUAACCAGGAAAUACAACCGACUGGGAAUCAGCAUUCAACAUUUCAGAUAAAAACGGAUAAUUUUUUGUCAUUUUUAUCAAUUCCCAAAUUAAAACCCAGUGAUUCCGGAAAUUAUUCCUGCGUUGUAAGUAAUAAUUUUGGAAUCGAUAUUCAAUGGACUCAACUUCAAGUUAAAGAAUUGAAUUUAAAGAUAUUUAUUCUCUUUUAUCAUUAUACAACAUUGAUCGGAAUGAUAUUGGAAAUUAUUCUUGCAUUGUAA